This is a messenger RNA of Kwoniella shivajii, 2532 nucleotides long. RefSeq lists its product as uncharacterized. The coding region runs from base 1 to 2532 and encodes 843 amino acids. NCBI's taxonomy places the organism in Eukaryota, Fungi, Basidiomycota, Tremellomycetes, Tremellales, Cryptococcaceae. Gene Ontology annotation, biological process: xenobiotic detoxification by transmembrane export across the plasma membrane. Gene Ontology annotation, cellular component: membrane. The record is from RefSeq and is a predicted model, not a curated record. The transcript has 13 exons. Gene Ontology annotation, molecular function: antiporter activity; xenobiotic transmembrane transporter activity.
AUGUCGAAUUUCCCUCAUUCUAGUUCUAUCGCCGCCUCAUUUGGUACUUCUCCAUAUGCCGUUCAGAAUAACCUUGGAGAUCUGAUCAGUCGAUCAAGAACUCAUCCUCAUCCAAGAAGAGAUUCGACGAACACGUUCAUCAGUACAGCACUUGGACUUGGUCUUGAUCAAACACCGACCCAAUCAACUGAUCAAUCGCCAACUGAUGAAUUUCCACCAGCGUUAAAUGGCACACCUGUGAGAAGGAGACCAUCAGCUGCUGCCGCAGCUGCAGCUUCAAACGGGUUGACACCUCAGAUAGGUACGAUCCAAGAAGCUUCUUAUGAAGAAGCUAUAAUAUUUCAUGAUGACGACGAUCAUGAUGAUCAAAGUAAUAUAAAUGAGAGAUCAACUUUAUUAGAUAGAGAUUGGACUUCAAACUCAAGAAGAGCAAGUCGGAAUUCAAGGAGAUCGUAUGGUGCUACAAGUGCUCCAUUAGGUAGGAAUGGUAGAAGACAAAAAUCAGUUGAUGGAUUCACAUCUACUGGUGGUAACUCAAGAUCAAGAUCAAAAGCUAGAACUCCACCUAGGAAAGAAUCGAAUAAUAAUCAUCUACAUCAUCACAAUCAUCACAAUCAUAGUCAUCAUCGUCAUCACAAAUCAGAAGGAGGAGAAGAUUCGUCAUCUAUCAAUGAUUCUUCUAUAAAUGACCAAUCUGAACCUGAAGAUAACGAGGACUCAUCAGAUAGAAGAGGCAGAGGAAGAGGAAGAGGAACUACCGCAAGAGCGUUAUCGUCGACUUCGAGUCCAUAUUCUUCAUCCAAUCAUGGUGCACCUCUACCUUCAACUGGUAGAAGGAUGAGUGUCACCGUUCGCAUAGCAGAUGAUUCCUCAGGUGAUGAAGGAGGUGAUGUAGCGAGAGGGCUGGUCCAAUCUGCUGGAGGCGCAAUGUUCGGUGGUAGAGCAGGUCUGGGUAUGACUCCUUCACAAGCUGGUACCAAUGGAGGUCCAAUGGAAUUAGACCCGGUAGAAGAAUUAGAUGCUCAAGAUUUGGAAUUACCUGUAGAUCAACAAGGUGUAGAAGUCAGAGUAUGGUCAGAAGCUUUAAGAGCCGAAUUACCAAUCAUCCUGAGAUCUUCGAUACCCAUAUUCUUCUCGCAACUUGCAGAAUGGUCACUCAAUUUGGCAUCGGUAGUAUCGAUCGGUCAUCUAGGUACAACAGAAUUAGCUGCUUCAUCGCUUGCCUCAAUGACUGCUGCCGUGUCUAGUUUCUCAAUUCUACAAGGUCUAUGUACAGCCAUGGACACCUUGCUUCCUGCUGCUUGGACAUCUUCGGAUCCUUCUAGAGUCGGUCUCUGGACACAGAGAAUGGCUGUUGUAUUAACUGUGUCAAUGAUACCAAUGUUCAUGAUCUGGUGGAAUAUAGAAGGCGUUCUGGUUACCCUGGGACAAGAAGUCGAGGUCGCCAAACAUGCUUCGGAAUACUUGCGAUGGUUAUCUUUGGGUAUUCCAGGUUAUGGAGGUAAUGUUUUACUCAAGAAAUAUCUCCAAGCUCAAGGCUUGAUGUAUGUACCCACCUACGUUUUGUUCUUCGUUGCACCGACCAACGUACUCAUGAAUUACCUAUUCGUUUGGGGUCCGGAUUCUAUCCGUUUAGGAUUUGUAGGGGGUGCCGUCGCAACAGGAAUGUCAUAUAACUUAGCUUUCUUAAUUUCUUUACUUUGGAUCAUGUUUUACGGGCCAAGGGAAGCUUUCCAUCCCAUCAAACUCAAACAUUGUUGCUCCAAGUUAGGCACAGUCACAUCCCUAGGGCUUGCUGGUACGAUUAUGCUUUCGUCUGAAUGGUGGGCGUGGGAAGCUAUGGCACUUGCUGCAUCGAUCUUGGGUCCAAUUCAUCUUGCCGCUCAAUCGGUACUCCUUUCUACAGCUUCUACUUUCUAUCAGGUCCCUGCCGCUCUCGGUAUCGCAGCUGCUGUGCGUGUCGGUAAUCUUUUAGGUGCAGGACGAGGUUGGGAGGCCAAAUGGGCAAGUAGGGCGAGUCUGCUAUUGAGUUUGCUCUUUGCGGCUGUCAACUCCUCGAUCUGUAUUAUUUUCAGAAAGAAAUGGGGUUAUCUCUUCAAUAACGAUGCGGAAGUUGUGACUUUAGUAGCCGAAAUCAUGCCUUAUAUCGCUUUGUUCCAGUUAUCAGACGGUAUAGUCUCGACAGCAGGGUCAGUACUUCGAUCGCUUGGACUACAUACAACAGGAGCUUUGAUCAAUUUAACAUCAUAUUACAUAAUUGGAUUACCAUUUGGAUUGUGGUUAACUUUCACGCCCAGAUUCCAUCUAGGUUUGAUUGGAAUCUGGGUAGGAUUGAGUAUAGCCUUAACAUACGCCAGUAUACUAGAAUUUUAUAUGGUCUGGAAAGCUAAUUGGACAAGAGCAGUGGAGAGAAUAAGAGAAAGAUUAGGUUUACCAGCUCAUGGUCAAAUUGAUCCAGAUGGUAAAUGGGAUUUACAGGUUGAUCAUGAUCGUGAUGAUGUUGACGAAGAAGAGCAGGGUAUUGUUAUAUAA